Messenger RNA from Pseudopipra pipra, 1983 nucleotides. It is a transcript of the gene CNIH4, whose product is annotated as cornichon family member 4. The coding region runs from base 38 to 442 and encodes 134 amino acids. The transcript has 5 exons. The record is from RefSeq and is a predicted model, not a curated record. Lineage: Eukaryota; Metazoa; Chordata; Aves; Passeriformes; Pipridae. Gene Ontology annotation, biological process: endoplasmic reticulum to Golgi vesicle-mediated transport. Gene Ontology annotation, cellular component: endoplasmic reticulum membrane; COPII-coated ER to Golgi transport vesicle.
CCGGGAGGGCCCCGGGGGCGGCGGGCGCGGCGGCGGGAUGGAGUCGGUGGUUUUCAUCUUCUCGCUGAUCGACUGCUGCGCCCUCAUCUUCCUCUCCGUCUACUUCAUAAUCACACUAUCAGAUUUGGAAUGUGACUACAUCAACGCUAGAUCGUGCUGCUCCAAACUCAAUAAAUGGGUGGUCCCUGAGGUGAUUGGCCAUGCUGUUGUAACAGUAUUAAUGCUUAUUUCAUUGCACUGGUUCAUCUUUCUCCUUAAUUUGCCAGUAGCAACAUGGAAUAUAUAUAGGUACAUUAUGGUGCCAAGUGGAAACAUGGGAGUGUUUGAUCCCACAGAGAUCCAUAACCGAGGACAACUGAAAUCACACAUGAAAGAAGCCAUGAUUAAACUGGGCUUUCAUCUGCUCUGUUUCUUCAUGUACCUUUACAGGUUGGAAUGGUAGUCAUUGCUGCUACACCUAUAACGGCAGUUUGCUGUGGGACCAAGUAGUGUGGCAAAAUGCAGACGGGUCUCACCUUUCUCUGCUCUCUGCUCAUCACCCGUGAGGCGCUGACAGCGAUGCAACACCUGUGACUGAGACACUCUGGAAGCAGUGCCAUCUGCUUGGAGCUUUCCUUUACAUGGCAUGGCUGCACCACGACACUAAAGGAGAGAGUUCGGAACACGUGCCUCUCCCUAACUCUGCUUCGUAAUACCUGAAGUGUCCUUUAUGGGUACAAACCAAGUACUGAAGAGACAGGCAGUAUUUGGGCAGAAGUACUAGGUUUAAAUUUCUAAUUGCAUUGCAGUGGAAACCAGGCACCAGCACGCACACACCCCCACACAGCUUGUGCCAAGUAAGGAGUCCCACUCUGAUUAGUUAUGGCCACCACAUUGAAAAUGCCUGUUGAAGUGCAUACGAGAAUUUAAAUCUCCACUUGAGAUUUGAUCCAGCCUUCACCACCUCCCUAGAGUUCCCACUUUAUUCCCAUGAGGUAAGCAAGUAGUGCCAGACCAUUGUAUGAGACUAUUAAAAGACAUCAAAACCAUUACUCUCCUUAAUCUCCCUAAACAAUGUUUGGUUUGAAAACACAAGUUCCAGAGUAAGACAAUACUAGAAUAACUUCCAAAGCUUCACAUACUGGCAUUGCUUACGAAUUAUACCGUGUUUUGAACAUGUAACACACUGUUUACAAUUUAGGUAGUUAAUUUUUCUUUAAAACCCAAAGGUUUAACUUACUGAAAUUUGAUCUUCGGAACUUGUCUGUUUCCCUGCAACACCAACACCAUAGGAACAAGCCUGACUAAUCCUACACUGUCAGAACUAGGAAGAGAAACAAAGAGCUUCCUCCAGAACUAAUUCAUGGAAGGGGGAAAUGAUUUAUAGUGUCAAGUUCACAUAUGUAUUCCCAGUACUGUGGAACAGUAAUUGCUAUCAAAGCAUUCACCUUAACUUUAAGGCUGAUGUACUGUAGACUGCAGAUAAGAACAUUAAGUUCCUACCUGGUUUUGGAGGUACUGAAAGACUAAGGUCAGAUUUGGGGCUGGUCUCAACCAUAGUAUCAGAAUCUUAACUCACACAUAAGUUUGCACACAAGGCAAGAAAAACACCAACCACCUGGCUGGAAUCUAAAAAGAAAAAAAAAUAAAUCUAACCUUCACUUUGGUUUUCUGGGAAAUACCACAUUCCCAUUCAUCAAAGUGGCUACACUUUUCCCAGGAAUUCCGGCAAACCUUCCCCCAUCCUUCUUCCACACAUGACUAAUAAGAACACUAGAUUAUUAUCUCAUUAAAGGAUGAAGUCCACACCUCUGUUCACACGACUGCAUGGCAUGCCCUUCCCUGCUCCCUCUUUACUUCGCAGCAGUACCAACACUACCUUUCCACCCACGGUGGCAAAAGGGAAUCCAGUGCCAUCCCAUAAUGAAUUUGUGUGUAGUGCAGAAGCACAGAGAUGCCAGGCCAUCUGUUUACACCAAAAAGAAUAAAUAUUUAAAUUAUAAA